AUGUUACACGCACUACUUUGUCUUGAUCAAUCCUUUACUAAUUGGUACCCUGACCAACCCUCCCAAUGCUUAUUUGACGAACAGAUGGCUCAGACACAGCAGUUUGCAGGAUCAACUCCUGUCCAUGUUCUGCCAGAUGGCAAUUUCGCACCACCAGUCUUCAUGCCCGGCAACCCAAGUCAACAGUCCAUGCUCGAAGCCGUCGACAAACUCAAAUACUUCCUCGCCACUGCUCCCACUUCAUUCGACACGUCUCCCUACGAUCAACAGGAUCCGGUGGCCAGAGAGGAAAGAUGCCUCAAUAGAUUUCAACUCCCGACUGGGGAGCUAAUUUCGUGUGUGUACUGGAACGGCUUGUAUCACGUCUCUGGUACCGAUAUCGUUCGUGCACUCCACUUCAGGUUUGCAGCCUUUGGCAGACCAGUACGAAAUGCCAAGAAAUUCGAAGAAGGAAUCUUCAGUGAUCUUAGGAAUUUGAAAAGUGGCUCGGACGCCACUCUCGAAGAGCCCAAAUCCGAUUUUCUAGAGCUACUAUUCAAGUACAACUGCAUAAGAACGCAGAAAAAACAAAAAGUAUUCUACUGGUUCAGCGUUCCCCACGACCGCCUCUUCCUCGAUGCCCUUGACCGGGAUCUGAAGCGGGAGAAGCUAGGUGUGGAGCCAACCACCGAAGCCGUAGCCGAACCAGCUUUGAGCUUUGUCUAUAACCCUAACAAGAGUCUCUUUGAGCAAUUCACUGAGCAAAAGGCCCUGGAGGAAGGAGAUGGCACUGCCCCCGCCGAGUCGGACAACCAAGCAGAAGAGGAUGAUGGUCAGCAUCCACCUCCCGUGGUGGUGACAGAAGCGGGCGGAACAUGUGAGCCCGGAGAAGGUCUUUAUCGCUCAAAACGACGGCCUUCCCAAAUCUCCACUACGGCAGGGAUCAAUGGCACGAACGAACACGGCACGGCUGUCCAAGAGGCCGACGGUUCGCAGGUCUUACUGGUUCCCUCUAACAACAUGGCCUACCGGUCAACCAGUGGACUCAGUAGCAUAGCCUCUGCAGAUGAAUAUUCCCGUACUUCGUCCCCUCCUAGUCCUGCACACACCACCUCCUCAGGAAAGCUCGUCCAAACCUUCGCAGAAUCCCACGCCAACUCCAUCCUUGGUAACUUCAGUCUCUUCGUAGGUUCUCCUACAUACAAACAAAGGCGAAAGCCUGGACAGAAGCGACCACUCAAGAAACAUGAGAGUUCCCCCGGCGUCGGCUCCCAUUCUGCUUCCCCAAUGCCUGGAAGCGAGUAUGAGGACCACUAUCAUUCACGUCCCUCUUCCUCUUCCGGAUUGGCUCCCUCUUCUCUGUCGAAUCAGGCUCUGCCCGGCCAUCCAUACAACACCCGUGACCGACAUAUGCGUCCUUCACCCAUGUCGCCUCACCCACCUCUAUCUGCGAUAUCCAACAGUGAUGAAUUCUCAGUAGUGAACCCUCUUGACGGCUCUGUGUUGGAGCACAACUCUUCACAAAAUGAGCAGGGUGCUUAUGGUGCAUCCAGAGUAUACGUUUGUCCCUUGUUCUCUUGUGGUCGUCUAUUCAAGAGACUAGAGCACCUGAAACGACACACGCGGAUCCACACCAGCGAGAAACCGUAUCCAUGCACACACUGUGGCAAGCGUUUCGCAAGGAGUGACAACUUAGCGGCACACCUCAAAAUACACGAAAAACUCGCUGCAAGAGCUGGAUCAACAAGCUCAUCGGAUCAACGUGCCUUGGAGGCGGAAGAAGAACUCGAUGAGCGAAUGUCCAGUUUUCUGGAAAGCAUGGAAAAUGUUGAAGACUCGGAACAUCCUGGUUCCAUCUCUCCUCCCAAUGGCCAUCUUCACACCCCCCAUUUUGUUGGGCCAGCCAAUCACAGCCAACCGGGUUACUACACGUUUCACCAGGGCUUACCUACCCCACCCAACGGAUACCCUGACCAAGCGAGUUGCUGGCCGCAAUAUCAGGGCUACCCGUCUGGGGGCGCUGUACUUACCCCAGACCAGUCUCCAGACCCACCCAACGUUUAUGGAAUGUUGCAACAUGGCCCUCGACCUCACUCGAUGGAGAGCAACUAUAGUUAUGGCCCCGACAACCGACGCUUCCGGUCGGCAACCCCAGGAGACAUUCGAGGGAUGGAUAAUUACACACGGCAUUCUAGCGCUGGUCCCCGCAUCCUCAGAGACGGAUCCGGAGGUCCACAUUACAACCCCGCGCCAGCCUCUCCAACACUGCCCCAGUUUCAAGCGCAGCUCAACAUGGUCAACUCGCUUCAUGCCGAAAUCGAGUCAGAUGGUAUCAUGCGACAACCUUAUAUGCACGGUUCUUCAGGUGAAGGACACCAGCAAGGUUUCGUCACUCACGAGUCACUUGGGCCGCGAGAGCUUGUCCCAGGAGGAGCACACGCGAUGUACAAUCAGCCACCCGCUUCCUCCAGCUAUUCAUCCGGCACUACCGGUCAUCCUGACUUGACCAACUCAAACCAAUCAAUGCCCCCACCUAGCCAGCCGGCUUCAAGCUACCAACAUUCCGUACCGCCUCCUUCCCAACCGACCGGCCAAGAAUCGACCUUCUCACAACCACUCUAG
This is a messenger RNA of Puccinia triticina, 2601 nucleotides long. RefSeq lists its product as uncharacterized. Gene Ontology annotation, biological process: sexual reproduction; regulation of DNA-templated transcription. Gene Ontology annotation, cellular component: Ste12p-Dig1p-Dig2p complex; Tec1p-Ste12p-Dig1p complex; nucleus. NCBI's taxonomy places the organism in Eukaryota, Fungi, Basidiomycota, Pucciniomycetes, Pucciniales, Pucciniaceae. The coding region runs from base 1 to 2601 and encodes 866 amino acids. The record is from RefSeq and is a predicted model, not a curated record. Gene Ontology annotation, molecular function: DNA-binding transcription factor activity. The transcript is spliced from 5 exons.